CAACACUGUGCUGCUAGUAGAUUUGCAAACCAGUGAGUUAGCAAACACCGGCCAAGCGCUAUUGCACAAAGAUGGGUUAAUGAAAUAGAUAUUAGUAUAUUGCGUUGUUUUGACACGUAUAUAAACUGCAGCUGUUACUUAAAGUUACUUUAUUUUGUCGUCAUGUCUUCCGGAAAGCGUAAGAGGCACUAUAAGGAUAUAAAGUGUGUUUUCUUUCCGGAUGAUGCCGAAAAUGGUUUGCAAAAAGUGGGCAAAGAGCCACGACCCCAUUCAUCUGCGUCUUCCGCCAAGAGCUGGGAGAAGUGUGGGGACAGUUUUCAGGACUCUCCAGUCAUGAAGUUGCAGAACCUCAAGCCAUCAGGAAGGAAACUGUCCGAUAUGAGAAAGAUGGCUCAGUCCUCUGUGCAGACCAGGGCUGACCCCUGUAAUGAGGACCCGGUGCACAUUGCAUGGAGUUCCAGUGACGGAGAACAGUCUGAUGACGAGGCGCAGGAUCAACAACAACAGCGUCCUCAGAGACCGGCGAGACACACAGCGCCCGUCCAAUCUUACACAAGAGCGUUGCGCAUGCUCAGCACUGAUAAAGAUGACCUUCCUAUCAUCGACACAGACAGUGAUCUCGAAGAAUCUGAGGAAGAUGUUGAGAAGGACAGCGGGCAACAAAUCUCAGACUGUGACUCAGAGAAAUUUGAGGAAAAACCUGAGGAUUUACCUCUUACACCUUCAAAUACGGCAGAGCUUGAGAUCUCGGGCUAUGUGUCUGACGGCGAGCAUAUUGACGCCAUGGUGACUAAGAGCAGACCGGACUCUCCUCUGCAGAGCGGCGAGGGCGGCAGGAAGUCGAUCAGAGACUGGGUCAGGUCAGCGCAGGCCAUGCUGCAGACACCUCAGAAACUGCCGUCUAACAUGCAGUCCAAGACCCCUGAAGACUCUGCCAAAAAGAAAAGGAAAUUCAAAAGCGGAGGCCUUGCUGAGAGGCUGAACCGACUCCAGUGCAGACAGAGGUCAGCUGUUAGCUUCUGGAGGCACCAGUCCAUCUCUGAGGCCACAGCAACAGUGGACAGGCCUGGCGUGCUGGUGCUGGAGGUGCUGGAGGUUCAUGAGGAGUGCAGCAUGCAACUGGUGCACUGCGAGCACCAGCAGCCUCCCGGAGAGGGCCACCAGCAGCGUGACGCUCCCCCUGAAGACAGAGCUUGUUUGCUGGUGUUGUUCAACAGAGACACUGCAGCCCAGCUGAUCCUUGUUCCCAGAGACAUCGUCCACAUAUACCCGCCAUGGCAAAGUCUUUCUAUAGAGGGCUCCAGCUGUGAUAUUAUUCUGAACACACACUUCAGCCAGAAAGUCUCCGCUGCUACCAAACCAGCCAACAUGUCCCUUCCCCAAGGCCUGCUCUCAGCAGCGAGGUGCAACCCGUACUCUCUGUGUAAGACAUUCGGGCUGCUGCAGGAAUGCAGGACUGCAGAGGAGCGCAACACCAAACAAACGGCUGCCUCUGAUGCCCCGUAUAGUGCUGGAGGUUCAGGAGUUUUAACAAGACACCGCCUCUCUCUCCUGGAAGCCAUUGAGGGGCUUGGCCAGGCUGGCUCCAUGGGGCAGGACGUGGAGGUGGCGGUCCAGAGAGUUUACUCCAUCCCUGUGCCCGACUGCUCUCCUGUGUCCAUCCUCAAGCCCAGACUCCCCACCAGGUCUUCCUCAGCUUCUCCCCUGGCAGCAGAAAGCAAACACAGGCUCUGUGUGCUGGUCCAGGAUGGAUAUGGAAUGUUCAGCGUGGUCCAGCUCCACCUCCUGCCCUGCAAGGAUGACCUCCGUCAGUACUGCCACAUGUGGCAGGGGAGGACAUGUGUGCUGAGAGGCAUUAAGGUGGUGCAGCGCGUCACAAGAGAAAGGAGCAGCAGACUUUUCAGCUUGAUAGAUAGUCUGUGGCCUCAAGAGAUGCCUCUCAGAGAUCAUGGAAACACACUGAGUGUGUCCAGCGAAAGCAGGCCUGCAGGUCCAGCUCCGAGUUUCUGCUACCUGCUAUCUGGUCAGGAGAGCUCAGUGGAACGCACCGAGGAGCAAACUGUGUCCCCGCUUUACCUUCCUCCCAAAAAACGCACCUUACGAGACAUACUGCAGAGUGAGAUCAAAACCUGUCGCUGCAGUUUUGAUGCCACUGUUCUGUACAAGAGAAUUAUUCAGAGCAGUGAUGUAGGCCAGCGUGAGGUUUGGUUGGUGCUCACAGACCCAAGUGUUCAGCAGGAGCAGCCCGAGAGGUCGUGCAGGCGAACGGUGGCCCUGUGUGUGAGCACUUCCUGUGCGCUCACUUCCUCUGUCGUCGACGCACUAAACUCCCCCGCUGCCUGUCGCAUGUCAUUCAGAGAUGCCAUCGGAGAACAUGGUGUCCUCCUGUGUGUGGAGCAGUCAGUUGUGGAGAUUUGCUCCUCGGACCCUGAGGGCAAUACUGGGUUCGGUUCAGAGUCGCAGUUGCUGCCUGAGAAGAAGACCCUGCCAAAACCUGUGAGACUGGAUCCUCUCAGUCCCGAGGUCAUACCCAACUCCCUCUGCUCUCUCUCAGGCGUGAUAGUUGGUGUGGAUGAAAACACAGCGUAUUCAUGGCCUGCCUGCAACCACUGUGGGAGUGACAGUCUAGAGAUGAUAGCUGAAAAACCACAAAACUUCAGCUGUGUGUCUUGUCAGUCAUCGUUGGACAAACCAGACACAAGGAUUCGACUGGAAGUGUUCCUGAGUUCUUCGAUGAGUAAUUGCACUUUGAAAGUUAAGCUGCAGGAAAAGACGAUCAUGUCCAUCCUCAACACUGGUGCACUGGAGGGUAAUGAGUUCCCAGGUUACGAUGUGGAGAAUGUUCUGGGAAAAGAGGUGGGCCCCCUCGCCGUCUAUGUCCGAGUGGUCACCAGGAAACCUGCCCUCUGGAUCGGCCUGGAAGAAAUCUGCCUCUGAAGCUGUCAGAGCAAGUAGCUAAUGUUAUCAAUCCUCAUGCCUCAGCAGGCUCCAAGGAUCUGCUCGCUAGGCCUCAGUCCCCCCUCCCCCCUCUGAAGGCCUCCCUGACAGCUCGGGGCUGAGCUGAAGUGAACCGGCUGCAUAGACAAGGUCUUGUUUGUGUUAAUGAUAUGUGAGACUGUGGACCAGGAGUUGACAGCCCAAGGGUAGACCAUUGGCAUGCGGUCUGUCAAAGCAGCCCACGUGCUCCGUCAACUAUAUCGGCCUUUGGCUGUAAACACUUUUUGGAAGUUGUCGAGCUAAAUUUUUUUACCUCUGUAUUAAAAAUUUCUGAAUCUGUGUCAAUAAAAGAAUGUAUUUUUGCUGA
Eleginops maclovinus (Patagonian blennie) is the source of this 3304-nucleotide messenger RNA. RefSeq names its product scaffold protein involved in DNA repair (gene spidr). The transcript has 20 exons. The record is from RefSeq and is a predicted model, not a curated record. The coding region runs from base 163 to 2937 and encodes 924 amino acids. Gene Ontology annotation, biological process: regulation of establishment of protein localization to chromosome; double-strand break repair via homologous recombination. Gene Ontology annotation, cellular component: nucleoplasm; nuclear chromosome. NCBI's taxonomy places the organism in Eukaryota, Metazoa, Chordata, Actinopteri, Perciformes, Eleginopidae.